AUGGCAUCUGAUCCUAAUUCCAUAGCAUCUUCUAUACUCAUAUCAUCUCUAUACCUACUUUCUAGUAUACCUAAUGCUGCAUAUGAUCCAGAACCCAAAGUACCAUAUGAUAUGUUUUUACUGUGUGAAUCAGGUGAUAUUUUAAUUAAACUCACUCCAUUAAUCGAAUCUAUUCCACCCAAAAUCAGUGCUGAUUGA
Hepatospora eriocheir is the source of this 198-nucleotide messenger RNA. NCBI's taxonomy places the organism in Eukaryota, Fungi, Microsporidia, Hepatosporidae. The record is from the annotation of a GenBank genome assembly.